Molecule: messenger RNA, 348 nt
Organism: Marasmius oreades (fairy-ring Marasmius)
Lineage: Eukaryota; Fungi; Basidiomycota; Agaricomycetes; Agaricales; Marasmiaceae
Exons: 2
Coding region: 1-348 (115 amino acids)
Source: RefSeq, a predicted model, not a curated record
AUGUGGUUUAUGGGAUUUGGACUAGCGGAUUCUGUUGAAGGGUAUUACAUGCUCGCGUCCGACCGGCGCAGCAUUCCACUUUUCGAGCUCAAGCUUCGCUCGAGUCCGAUUAGUUUUCAGCAAGCACGUCUACGCCGGAAACAUGUUUUCAGAAAAGGGAAAGACAAUUCGAAUGUUAUCUCAUCUCACCUUCAAGUCGAAUAUCAGCGAUCGAGCUUCACGGUAACACUCGACGAUACGUAUCGUUCUAUCCCACACGAGGGCCAGAUUGGGAUUAGAAGGUGCCCUGCCAGUGCUCGCGAUCUCGAACGCCCGUACAGUUACUCUGGAGACACCAUGAAUGAGUAA